This is a messenger RNA of Saccharomyces kudriavzevii IFO 1802, 792 nucleotides long. RefSeq names its product sepiapterin reductase family protein IRC24 (gene IRC24). Lineage: Eukaryota; Fungi; Ascomycota; Saccharomycetes; Saccharomycetales; Saccharomycetaceae. The record is from RefSeq and is a predicted model, not a curated record. Gene Ontology annotation, molecular function: oxidoreductase activity, acting on NAD(P)H, oxygen as acceptor. Bases 1 to 792 code for a protein of 263 amino acids. The transcript has a single exon. Gene Ontology annotation, cellular component: intracellular anatomical structure.
AUGGGCAAAGUCAUUUUGAUUACUGGUGCGUCUCGCGGGAUUGGUCUGCAAUUAGUGAGAACAGUCUUCCAAUGGGACGCUGAAUGCGUUGUUUACGGUGUAGCAAGAACAGAGGCUAGUCUGCAGUCUCUGCAAAGGGAAUACGGCGCAGACAAAUUCAUGUACCGUGCCUGCGAUAUCACGGACAGGUCCCAGGUGCAGGCUUUGGUGGAAGAAAUCCGGAACAAGCAGGGCCGGUUGGAUAGCAUCAUUGCGAAUGCAGGGGUGUUAGAGCCGGUGAAGUCCAUUGCCCAGUCCUGCUCCGAGCAUGACAUCGAGCUGUGGAAACGACUGUUUGAUGUGAACUUUUUCAGCAUCGUCACCCUUGUGACGAUGUGUCUACCCCUAUUGAAGAGCUCGCCUCUGGUAAGCAACAUCGUCUUUGUCGGCUCUGGAGCCAGUGUGAAACCAUACAAUGGAUGGUCCGCGUACGGCUGCUCUAAAGCCGCACUGAAUCAUUUGGCCAUGGACAUCGCCAGCGAAGAGCCCAGUGACAAGGUUCGCACCGUGUGCAUUGCCCCAGGCGUCGUGAACACACAGAUGCAAAGGGAUAUUAGGGAGACGCUGGGUCCACAGGGCAUGACACCCGAUUCUCUGGAAAGAUUUACCCAAUUGCACAAGAAUUCGAUGCUGCUUGACCCAAAGGUCCCCGCAGCGGUGCUAGCGCAGCUGGCCCUAAAAGGCAUUCCCGAUGCCUUGAACGGCCAGUACCUCCGUUACAAUGACGACCGUCUGGGACCCGUGCAAGGCUAG